GUGCCGGGGCGGCUCGGGCAGCCAUGGCGGCGGCCCCGCUGGCGGCUCCGGGAGGAGGCGGGGCGGCGGCGGCGGCGGCGGCGCAGGGGGGGGGCGGCAGCCGGGGCGGCAGCCGGGGCGGCCGCGGGCCGGCGCUGCGGGAGGGAGCGCGGGUGUCGGCGCUGUGCCUGGCGUGGUACGGGCUGAGCGCCGGCGGGAACGUGGUCAACAAGCUGCUGCUCGGCGGCUUCCCCCGGCCCGUCACCGUGUCGCUGUUCCACAUCCUGGGGCUGUGCGGGCUCCUCCCGCCGCUGCUGCGCGCCUGGCGGGUACCGCCGGCCGGGCCGGCCCAGCUGCCGCCCCGCGCCUACCCCCGCUACAUCCUGCCGCUCGCCUUCGGCAAAUACUUCGCGUCCGUCUCCGCGCACGUCUCGCUCUGGAGGGUCCCGGUCUCGUACGCGCACACGGUAAAAGCCACGAUGCCAAUUUGGGUGGUUCUUCUUUCGCGGAUCAUUAUGAAGGAAAAGCAGACGACGAAGGUGUAUUUAUCUCUUAUUCCCAUAAUAACCGGAGUCCUGUUGGCCACCGUCACUGAGCUUUCCUUUGACAUGUGGGGACUCAUCAGUGCUCUUGCUGCUACUCUGUGUUUUUCACUUCAGAACAUCUUCUCAAAGAAGGUGUUACGGGAUUCCCGAAUACAUCACCUUCGGUUGCUGAACAUACUGGGGUGCCAUGCUGUGUUCUUCAUGAUCCCAACGUGGGUUUUGGUUGAUCUUUCUUCCUUCCUAGUAGAGAAUGACUUGAGCACGAUGUCUCACUGGCCCUGGACUUUGAUGCUGCUUAUAAUCAGUGGGUUCUGUAAUUUUGCCCAGAACGUCAUUGCCUUCAGUAUCCUUAACCUGAUCAGCCCGUUGAGUUACUCUGUCGCGAAUGCCACCAAAAGGAUAAUGGUGAUCACUGUGUCCCUUAUAAUGCUUCGCAAUCCAGUUACCAGCACCAACGUCCUUGGGAUGAUGACAGCUAUCUUAGGGGUCUUCUUAUAUAACAAGACAAAAUAUGAUGCAAACCAAGAAGCAAAGAAGCAGCUCCUUCCAGUCACAACUGGAGACCUUGUGAACUUGGACCGGCAUCGGAACACUCCUGAGAAGUCUCAGAAUGGACUGACGGCGUUUGCACCACAUGGAGACUAUCAGUAUGGCCGAAGCAACGUCCUCACAGAGCACUACCAGUACAACCGACAGAACUACCCACCCACCUACAACUUAAAUCGUUUUGAUAUAUAGAAUCCUGACACACAGGUAUAGACUGCGAGAUUCAAGUGUCCCCAGCAUUAUCAGAAACUUUUAGUACAUCCGUGAAUGUAAAGCCAUUUUAUUGUCAAGUUUUG
This is a messenger RNA of Coturnix japonica (Japanese quail), 1366 nucleotides long. RefSeq names its product solute carrier family 35 member E1 (gene SLC35E1). Lineage: Eukaryota; Metazoa; Chordata; Aves; Galliformes; Phasianidae. The record is from RefSeq and is a predicted model, not a curated record.